UCCCGUGUAGUGCCUGAGGCGGCGACACCACACCACCGGCAAAAUCCUAGAGCACUUCUCACCUCCCCUUCCCGUCUCCAUCCAUACCUCUCCCCUCACCAUUGUUCCAGUCCGGUCCACCGUGGUCCUCCGCCUACAAUGCAGUCCCUCUCCAUCUUCCGCGCCGCAACCCGCGCCGUUCGCCCUACCGGCUUCUUCAGAGCUCCCCAAUUGGCCCGGUCCCGGAUGCAGUCCCCGAUCACUCUGGCCGCCGCCCGCGCCCACAACUUCGGCACCACCUCCAAGCUCCUCUCCGGACACGAAGACGAGACAUACGAGGAAUUCUCCGCCAGAUUUGAGAAGGAAUUCGACGGUGUGCAGGAUGUUUUCGAGCUCCAGCGCAACCUGAACAACUGCUUCGCCUACGAUCUCGUUCCCUCUGUUGAGGUCCUCACUGCCGCUCUCAAGGCCGCCCGCCGUGUCAACGACUUCCCUACCGCCGUCCGUGUUUUUGAGGGCAUUAAGGCCAAGGUCGAGAACCAGGACCAGUACAAGCAAUAUCUCGAGUCCCUCGAGGGUCUCCGUCAGGAGCUCGGCGUCGCUCUCCGUGAGGAGCUCUACCCCCAGGAGGAGUAA
Messenger RNA from Penicillium antarcticum, 615 nucleotides. RefSeq names its product cytochrome c oxidase subunit VI. Gene Ontology annotation, biological process: mitochondrial electron transport, cytochrome c to oxygen. Gene Ontology annotation, cellular component: mitochondrial inner membrane. The annotation marks the transcript as partial. The record is from RefSeq and is a predicted model, not a curated record. Lineage: Eukaryota; Fungi; Ascomycota; Eurotiomycetes; Eurotiales; Aspergillaceae. The transcript has 4 exons.